AUGAAGGACGCUCAUUAUGGGCUCAAGGGAGAAGAUAAUGAAAAUUUUGAAGAAAAAAUUGACGAAGACAAAUCAACGAACUCUUUUAAUGUAGAAUUGAACAGACAUCAAUGUGAGGUAAGAAUGGUGCUCAAAGUAUACCCAUAUCCUGUAACCGUCCCUUUAGCCCAACUUGCUGUUGGGACUGUGCUUGUUAUUCUCACGUGGAUGACCAAUCUUUAUAAAAGGCCAAAAAUUAGUGGCGCACAGCUUGCAUCUAUUCUGCCACUGGCAGUGGUGCACACCUUAGGCAACCUUUUCACCAACACGAGUCUUGGAAAAUUUGUUGUUUCAUUCACUCACACAAUAAAAGCCAUGGAGCCCUUCUUCUCAGUUGUACUCUCAGCUAUGUUCCUGGGAGAGGUGGCUAAUUAA
Molecule: messenger RNA, 414 nt
Organism: Fraxinus pennsylvanica
Lineage: Eukaryota; Viridiplantae; Streptophyta; Magnoliopsida; Lamiales; Oleaceae
Source: the annotation of a GenBank genome assembly